AAACCAAAUAAAUACAGGGCAGCUUGAAGUAACCAACCAAGAUAUACUCCAGUCGAGUAGUGAAACCCCACUCUGGCUGUAGAUGCGGUCGUCGGGAGCAAGCGGCAACACCAGCACCACACUCGGCCACUCCACUCCCUUGUUGCCUCAAAUCCAGCCGAUGGAGGAGGGCGCCGGAAUGCCGCCACGCCGCAGCGCAAGCCUCCAUCCCCAAAUCCAGCUGAGUGAGCAGGGAGCCGGCGUGACCUGCCGCCGCAGCCCGUGCAUCCACCCCCAGAUCCAGGCGAGUGAGGAGGGCGCCGGAGUGAGCCGCCCACGCAGCGGCGGCACGUCGUCCGUGGCGCCUGAAUCCCCGACGUUCGACGACGAUAUGCUCCGGGAGAUCCUCAUCCGUCUCCCGCCUCAGCCGUCCUCCCUGCCCCGCGCCUCCGCCGUCUGCAGGCGCUGGCGGGGCCUCGUCGCCGACCCCAAGUUCCUCUGCAGCUUCCGCGCCCGCCACCGGAAGUCGCCCCUCCUCGGCUUCUUCGACAAACGAGGCUCCAGGAUCGUCUUCACCCCCAUCCUUGACCCUCCGGACCGCGUCCCUCCCGCGCGUCUCUCCCUUGGACGCUGCAGCAGCACCGACGAUUACGACGUGCUCAAUUGCCGCCACGGCCUCGUCCUCGUCAAGAACAGGUCGCGGACGGAGGUCGUGGUGUGCGACCCCGUCACCGGCGAGCAGCGCCGCCUGGCCGUUCCGCCGGAGUUCAAGACGGUCUUUUUCAACGGGGCAGUGCUCUGCACCGCCGCCGGCCAGGGCCACGUUCACGGCGGCUGCCACUCCGGCCCCUUCAAGGUGGUCUUGAUGAGCAUGUACAGAGACGUCAAUCGACCCACCGUCCGUGUUUACUCCUCGGAGACUGGCUGGUGGGGCAAUCUCAUUUCUACACAGGCUUCGUAUCAGCUUGGUGGCGAUGCCGAUAAUCCCGCGGUCCUCCUUGGUCAUGCACUUUACUGGUUGUCGAGGAGAGAUGGAAUAGUUGAGUUUGAUCUGGAUGGACAGAGCCUAGCUGUGAUCACAGGGCCUCCUGUUACAAAUAAUAUCCUCGGUCAAAACCAUUCGAUCAUCCUGGCUGAGGAUGGCGCCCUUGGCUUCGUUGUAUUGUCUUUUCCUUGCUUCCAUAUGUGGCGGAGGAAUAUUAAUGGUCACGGUGUUGCCACAUGGGUGCCGUGGAGGACCAUUGAAAUGCAUACAAUUCUCGGCCUCCCUUCUCAGCUUGAUGCAGGGUGGAAAUGGCUGAUGGGGUAUGAUCAGGAUAAUGAUGUUGUAUUUUUGCUUGUGGGCUACAGUGUUUACAUGGUUCAACUUAAGUCGAUGCAGCCCAGGAAACUUUACGAAACCAAGUAUAUCACUCAAUGUCAUCCUUUUACGAGUUUCUAUACACAAGGGACAACCAUUAAUGGUGGAUCUAAUAGAGCUGUACAUAGGAUGCUUGCCUAGUUUUAUGGGCUAAUGUUCUGAAUGGUUCAGCUGUGAAGUAAGAGCUGCUGCGGUUGUCGGUUGUCAUUGAGUUGGUAGUGGCGCAUCAAUUUGGGUCCACCAUGUUUUGUGUUUAUAUGUUAUCAGAGAAAAACUUACUGAGUGUGUCCCUUAGUCUAGCUAAGUUUCUAAUGUGAAAGGAUGCUUUUGAAUACCUAACACAGGGAGUUUCAGCUUCUCCAAGUAUCAUCUCAAGUGGACACCGCCUUGUAUGAUUGUGCUUGCUAGGUCUUCUCUUCAGCAAGGAGAGUUUCUACCCCAAGCACCACCUUGACUUGUAUUUUUUGUGUAUCCUUCUCUCUUAUCUGUGGUCUGGAAUGCAAGUUAUCGCUCCUUUUCUCA
Molecule: messenger RNA, 1861 nt
Organism: Lolium perenne
Lineage: Eukaryota; Viridiplantae; Streptophyta; Magnoliopsida; Poales; Poaceae
Source: RefSeq, a predicted model, not a curated record